AUGUUUACUACUCAAGUUUUAAGAUUAUCUGCUGCUCGUGCCGCUUCUUUCCAGGCAACUAGAAGAGCUGGUCAAUCUUUUGCCACUAAAGAAAUUAAGAGAAAUGCUGUCAAUGUCUUGGGUGUAUGUGGCUUUUUGGCUGCUGUGCUAGGCUGGCCAUUUGCUAUCAGAUCCGUUUAUCAUAAACAUUAA
Saccharomycodes ludwigii is the source of this 192-nucleotide messenger RNA. RefSeq lists its product as uncharacterized. Bases 1 to 192 code for a protein of 63 amino acids. The record is from RefSeq and is a predicted model, not a curated record. The transcript has a single exon. Lineage: Eukaryota; Fungi; Ascomycota; Saccharomycetes; Saccharomycodales; Saccharomycodaceae.